Messenger RNA from Drepanopeziza brunnea f. sp. 'multigermtubi' MB_m1, 1842 nucleotides. The record is from RefSeq and is a predicted model, not a curated record. Lineage: Eukaryota; Fungi; Ascomycota; Leotiomycetes; Helotiales; Drepanopezizaceae.
AUGUGCGGAAGUGCCAGCACCCAAGACAGCGGCAUGGCUGAGAACGUGUCAGGGGUGAUUCCAUACUCCCCAGCACGUACAGUACCUAGCGUGAAGAGAGAACGGGCACACGGCAGAUCCCCCGAGGGAUCGUGGACGAGAACUGCCGCAGCCGCUGAUGAGACUGGGAAUUUACUACUACUUAGUAGUACUACACCCCCCGCUACAACAACAACUCCUAUGCUAGGCGAAACGUACGGACGCUUUCACUCCCCCGAUCCCGCUCCUCCACUCGCCUCAGUGGCCGAAGCCACCGAUGCUACAGCAGCAAGUCGUCCCGUUAUGGGACGGGUAUAUAUGGUAGGACGUGAUCCGAGCUUUUUGAUACGUUUAGGUCUAGGUCCAGGUCCAGGUCCAGGUCCAGGUCCUGGUCCAGGUCUAGGCAGGUCCAGGUCCCGAUGCCCACUGCCCAGAUCGUCACCUCCCAGGAGCCAGGCCCAGGGUCGCGUCUCGGCAGAUCAGCCUUUAGCCGACUCGAGACCAACUAGUAGGGGUGUCGAUCUCUACCUCAAAGGCGCUCAGAACCACAUAUAUGUGGCACCGCGCCGUGUACGUGGACUCCACCAUUCCGCACCCACCCACCUCCAAGAACCGGUUGCGAUGGGAUCGAACCACCUGCCCUCCUCGGCGGGCUUCUUCCAUCUGAUCCAAGCACGGAUUCUCCCACUCGAUCUAACCCAGUGGCCCGGAUCCGGUACGGAAUCCUACAUGGACAGCGCGAACGGACAGGGGGGGUCUCUCGCGCGCCUUCCGCUCUUGCACGAGUUACUGCAUUUCGCACGCGCUACUAAUCAACGCCCAUCAUCGUCAUCAUCAUCAUCAUCAUCAUUAUUAUCAUCAUUAUCAUCAUUAUCAUCAUCGUGUCUCGACUGGAGCAAACCCAGAAAGAACACUGGUCGAUUCUCCGUAAUACCUACGGAGCAGCUAGCUGUGCGGAAGAAAAACAAAAAGACAUCGCUUCGCUUCGCUUCGCAGCCGAGAGCUCUGAGCUGGGUUACUACUUACUUAUGUGUGACUCCGUACGGAGCUGCAGCAAAGCGCAUGGCAGGAAAAGCUCUGCAUGAUCGCUGUCACACUCGCGAGGGAGGGUAUGAGAUCUAUUCCAUCCUGCUCGCCGGCAUCACAGUACAGUACAGUACAGAAUGUACGGAUGUAUGUACGCACCAACCCACUUACCCUGAUCCCGACCCCGACCCUGACGCUUCCUCCUCUCCCUCCCCAAUCAAGCCGGGCCUCGCCCAGCAUCAGAUCAGAAACUUUCGAUCUGGAGAUGACAAUCCCCGGGUCAGAAAUCAUCGCACGAGAGCGGGCCCCGGCGCUGCUACUUAUCCCUUCUACUACGUACUUAGCUUACUUCGCAAAGCCUAUAAGCGAGGUCAGACCGUCGAAACAGCACGUCGGAUUAUAGUCGUAUCUAUACGUCUUACACCGCCUUCACGCGUUCGUGCCCCUCAUGCUAAAGCAUUACCGGUACACUCACUGGAUGGGUCGAGCGUCUGGGUCAGAACAAGAGCUGGUGCUAGGGCCCGCAGUUCGUACGUAGAGGGUAGAGCGUCAUCGCGCCUGUGCAGUGCUGGUGAGCAAGGCUUGAAAGCCCGACGGCGUAUCGAGGCGCAUCUCAGCCAGGUUAGGUCCAAGGCCUCGCGAGAGUCGAGAGCAGCACUCCAGUGCUUGGGGGAGCACGCCAUCGCGUGUCCUCUACGUACAGUCCGUUUAAAAGUCGGUAUAACCAGCGCACGCGCAGCAGCAACCCAAGACUCGAUAGCCCGACAGCUACCGUACCAUAUAGAUAUAGAUAUAUAA